Molecule: messenger RNA, 2759 nt
Organism: Tachysurus vachellii
Lineage: Eukaryota; Metazoa; Chordata; Actinopteri; Siluriformes; Bagridae
Product: polymeric immunoglobulin receptor-like
Exons: 14
Coding region: 203-1891 (562 amino acids)
Source: RefSeq, a predicted model, not a curated record
UUCAUUUUCUAAAGGGUUAAAGAAGCUCUUGUUGUUUAUUUCCUUUCAUGGAGCAGUGGCUGUUAACAGCUUUCAUCACUGGUAGAUUAAAUGUACCUCAGUAGUGACACAGUGAUUCCUGAAUGUUCUGAUCGUCCUGAUUCAGUGUCUGAGUAACGCUAAUACUGCUUCCUAAUGUGGCUUGCUUGCAGAGGUAGAGAGCAUGAGGACACUGAAAAAUGUAGCUGUAAAAAGAGGAGGAUCUGUCACUAUUCCAUGUCUUUAUGAUGAGAAGUACAAAGCAAACAGUAAAUUCUGGUGCAAAGGGUACUAUUGGGCUACCUGCAGUAUCGUAGCCUAUGCAAACUCAAAUGGAAAUCCAUCAGUCAUUGAUCAUCCAGAGCAGAAUUUGUUGACGGUGGAACUGAACUCUGUCUCUGAGUCUGGAACGAGUUGGUGUGCUGUAGAAAUUGGGGAUAAAUGGCAGCCAGAUGACCGUGAUUAUUGGUACCUGACAGUUAGUCGAGAUCCUGAUCUGUCAGUGAAUGAGAGCAGAGUGAGAGGUGAGGAAGGAGACAACGUCACAGUCCAGUGUCUCUACAGUGCUGCGUAUCAGAAUACACAGAAGCAGUGGUGCAGAUUUAAAGAUGAACAAUGCAACACAGUGAGGACUAAAACAUCCCAGUUUUCAGGAGGGGAUGAUGGGAGAAGAUCCUUCAGUGUGACCAUGAGAAGACUGAAGAAGAGUGAUGCUGGAUGGUACUGGUGCAGUGCAGGAGAUCUGCAGGUUCCUGUUCACAUCAGUGUCAGUGAUCCACCUCCAGCAGUGACUACAACAGUGACUACAACAGUGACUACAACAUCCUUAAAUACAACAUUAGUAGAGAGCAUGAGGACACUGAAAAAUGUAGCUGUAAAAAGUGGAGGAUCUGUCACUAUUCCAUGUCUUUAUGAAGAGAAGUACAAAGCAAACUAUAAAUACUGGUGCAAAGGGUACCAUUGGGCUACCUGCAGUAUCGUAGCCUCUGCAAACUCAAGUGGAAAUCCAUCAGUCAUUGAUCAUCCAGAGCAGAAUUUGUUGACGGUGGAACUGAACUCUGUCUCUGAGUCUGGAACGAGUUGGUGUGCUGUAGAAAUUGGGGAUAAAUGGCAGCCGGAUGACCGUGAUUAUUUGUACCUGACAGUUAGUCAAGAUCCUGAUCUGUCAGUGAAUGAGAGCAGAGUGAGAGGUGAGGAAGGAGGCAGCAUCACAGUCCAGUGUCUCUACAGUGCUGCGUAUCAGUAUACACAGAAGCAGUGGUGCAGAUUUAAAGAUGAACAAUGCAACUCAGUGGGGACUGAAACAUCCCAGACUCCAGCAGUGUACAUCAGUGAUGAUGGGAGAGGAACCUUCAAUGUGAGGAUGAGUGGAAUGAAGAAGAGUGAUGCUGGAUGGUACUCGUGCAGUGCAGGAGAUCUGCAGGUUCCUGUUCACAUCAGUGUUGGUAGUGAAGCUCCAGGUCUUCCUAGAAAUCACACAAUAAACAAUCCAUAUCAUUUCAGUGACACUUUACUGACUCUUGGCAUCAUCUCCGGACUCUUGUUGGUGCUCAUGGUGGUUGGUUUGGGCAUCUGGAAGCUUAAACAGAAACGCACUGAACUUUUAGCUGCAAACAAAGGAUAUAGUCACAGUCUGAUAAGUGCUGAUGUGGUUUAUGAUAAUAUUUUGUCACAGAGCCAUCCAAAUGAGAAUCCCAAACGAUGUGAGGAUGAAGUGACAUAUAGUACUGUGACACAUGGACAACGCAAGGCAUCAUCGACCUCUGAGCCUGAAGUCUCCUACAGCUCAGUCAGAAUAUCUCAGCAGGCAACGGUCUCUGAAGUCCCCUCUAAUAACAGUGUCAUCUACAGCUCGGUAAAACAUCAGCAAUGAGAAGCUACUGAAAAAACACCAGCAUUGCAAAGUGCUUGUACACACCGGUGAUACUACCCACCAUUCUUGUGUUACUGCAUCCAGAAUAUGGGGGUCAUUUACUGUGAAACAAUAAGAAAGCCAGUGGAUUUUAUUUUCUUUCAGACCAUGAACUUCCCUUUUUGUAUCUGGUGAAGCGUGUCUGUGUUUGGGAGGAAGUUUUUCUUUGGUCUGCUCAAGAUCUGACGUGUGUGUGUGUGUGUGUGUGUGUGUGUGUGUGUGUGUGUGUGUGUGUGUGUGUGUGAGUGUGCGUGUGUGCACUUGUGCGCACGUGUGUGUGCAAUUGGGUGCACUUGGGUGCACGUGUGUGUGUGUGUGUGUGUGUGCGUGUGUGCACUUGGGUGCACGUGUGUGAGUGUGUGUGUGCACUUGUGUGCGUGUGUGUGUAUGUGUGUGUGUGUGUAUAUGAGUGUGUGUGUGCACUUGUGCGCACUUGUGUGUGUGCACUUGGGUGCACGUGUGUGAGCGCACUUGGGUGCGUGUGUGUGUGUGUGUAUGUGUGUGUGUGUGUAUGUGAGUGUGUGUGCACUUGUGCGCACUUGUGUGUGUGCACUUGGGUGCACGUGUGUGUGCGCACUUGGGUGUGUGUGUGUGUGUGUGUGUGUGUGUGUGCACUUGGGUGUACGUGUGUGAGUGUGUGUGUGCACUUGGGUGCAUGUGUGUGUGUGUGUAUGUGUGUGUGUGUGUAUGUGAGUGUGUGUGCACUUGUGCGCACUUGUGUGUGUGUGCACUUGGGUGCACGUGUGUGUGUGUGCACUUGGGUGCGUGUGUGUGUGUGUGUGUGUGUGUGUGUGUGUGUUUGUGUGUGUGUGUGAACUAAGCUUUAUAA